AUGGCUGAUCAAAUCAAACUGCGACGAAGGCAAAAACGAGAGAAGAAUAUUUCAGCUGAACGAGCACGUUCUCCUACUAGUAGUACGCCAGAAAUCUGCUUGAAAUGCACCCAACAAGCGAUUGGCUAUCAACAUCUCAUGUCUAUACUCGAUCCAUCUAACGUCUCCGAAACUUACAUCAACCUUUCCGCAGUUCUACAAGCCUGUCCUCAUAGAACAUCCUCGCAAACCCUAACCGAAUCAUCUCCUACCACUCCUCUUAUGACGAAUUCACAUUCACUCUCGCCUUUUAUCCUGGCUCAACAGCCCUCAAUGAUGAAUGAGGUUAGAGAAGAACCGGAUUGA
Strongylus vulgaris is the source of this 345-nucleotide messenger RNA. Lineage: Eukaryota; Metazoa; Nematoda; Chromadorea; Rhabditida; Strongylidae. The record is from the annotation of a GenBank genome assembly.